AAAAAAGAAAAAACUAAAAAAACUACUUUUCAAUUCCAACUCUUUCUGGUAAUAUGUCCCUCAUCAUCUUCCUCUUAUGGGUCGUCAACAUCCCUUUCUUUGUUCAUUCUCAAGCUGAUCCUAGAGGUUAUCUCCUAGACUGUGGUGCUGGUGAAAAAAACGGUUCAAGUAUAGGAGACCUGAAAUUCACAACCGAUGAGGGAUUCAUAAAUGUAGGAAACAUUACAUCCUUGAAAACGCCAAACCUUGUGUCCAUUUUAUCCACAUUGCGGUAUUUCCCCAACGAUUCUGCACGUAAAUAUUGCUAUGUGAUCCCUGUGAUCAAAGGAGGGAAAUACCUCGUGAGGACGACGUACUACUAUGGAGGUUUCGACGGAGGACAAGAGCCGCCGGUGUUCGAUCAGAUUGUGGAAGGGACUAAAUGGGGCGUCGUCAAUACCACCGAAGACUAUGCCAAUGGACUCGGCUCCUAUUAUGAGGUUAUGGUUAUGGCUUUGGGGAAAACACUCAGUUUGUGCCUCGCUAGGAACGAAGAUACAAAGUCCAGCCCUUUUAUAUCGGCUUUAGAGUUGGAGUACAUGGAUGAUUCAUUGUAUAACUCCACAGAUUUUAGUAAAUAUGCUCUUGUUACUGUGGCAAGAAGCACCUUUGGUGAUGAUGGUGAUUCUAUUACCUUUCCAGAUGACAAAUACAACAGAAUGUGGCAUCCAUUUAAGGACUCGAACCCGGUUGUCGAAAGCCAUUCCAAUAUAACUCCAUCAGACUUUUGGAAUGUUCCACCAGCAAAGGCAUUCCACAAUGCAAUCACAACGAGCAGGGGAAAGACACUGAAAAUAGAAUGGCCUCCCACGUCUCUCCCAAGUGCCAUGUACUAUAUUUCACUCUAUUUCCAGGACAACCGGAGUCCAAGCCCGUAUAGUUGGAGAGUGUUUGAUGUUUUUCUUAAUGGGAAGAAUUUCUUCCUUGAUCUAAAUGUUACAACCAAUGGAGUCACAGUAUAUUCAAAUCAAUGGCCUCUGUCUGGGCAGAAUGAAAUAGUCCUAACUCCUGCAAGUGCGAUACCAGUUGGACCAGUGAUCAAUGCCGGUGAGAUCUUUCAGAUUAUACCUCUUGGUGGAAAAACACUCACCAGAGAUGUGGCUGCAAUGGAAGAGUUGGCAAGAAAGUUUAACAGCCCACCGCCAGAUUGGAGCGGUGAUCCGUGCUUGCCUAAAGAGAAUUCAUGGACUGGGGUUACAUGUUCUUAUGGGGAACAUAUUCGAGUUGUUGCUGUAAACUUAACUGGCAUGAGGAUGCCUGGGUUGCUACCUCCUGAUGUAGCCAAUUUAACUGCACUCAACCAUCUUUGGCUUGGUGGGAACAAACUCUCAGGCAACAUUCCUGAAUUAGGAUCAUUGAAGGAGCUACAGACUUUGCAUUUGGAGGAUAAUCAAUUUGAAGGAAAGGUUCCUCAAUCACUAGGCCAACUUCCAGAAAUCCGAGAAAUAUUCCUCCAAGAUAACAAGCUCAAUGGUCAUAUUCCUAGCGAGCUAGAAAACAAAAAAGGCUUAAGCAUUCAGAUGUAGAACAAGCUAAAGCUCAUGAAAGGAUGAGAAAGAAACCCCAUGUGUACCUCUCUUUCUGUUAGGAUGUAAAAGAAGGUGUUCAAGCCUAGAAUAGAAAUUUUUUUAACAGAAAUGGAUGGCUUGGAGAGAAGAUUGCAUAGAGAUAUCUAUGAACCCCAUUUUGAUACUAGUUUAGUUUAGGAAGAUCCGAGUGUUUUCUGUGCCUAUUUUCUUCUCUAACAUUGUAUUUUUUUAUUUUUAAUACCAUAAUACUUAUCAUGACUAAGAGAGUGGCAUUUGAACUAACAUUUUACAAUCCCCAUAAGAUGAGAUAAUUAGAAUAUUAAUUAUCAUUUCCCAUGCCUGGUAAGUGUCAUUUUUAUUUUAGGGGCCAAAAAAAAAGAAAAA
This is a messenger RNA of Ziziphus jujuba (common jujube), 1952 nucleotides long. RefSeq names its product probable LRR receptor-like serine/threonine-protein kinase At1g67720. The transcript is spliced from 9 exons. The record is from RefSeq and is a predicted model, not a curated record. The coding region runs from base 54 to 1565 and encodes 503 amino acids. Gene Ontology annotation, molecular function: protein binding. Lineage: Eukaryota; Viridiplantae; Streptophyta; Magnoliopsida; Rosales; Rhamnaceae.